AUGUAUACACACAUAUCUGCAGCAGCUGGAAAAUCAAACUCUAGUUUGGAAAAAAAUGAAAAGAAAGAUGAAAAAGAAAGUAAGCCUGAUACAAAAAUGAUGACUGUAAAGGAUCUAAAAAUGGAUUCUCAGACUUUGCAAGCAGUUUCUAGACCUGAAUCAAAAACUUGCAACCCACCAAGACAAAUUGAUGAUAGAGCUUUGAAAGAUGCUGGUAAUAAACCAGGAAUCAUAGAACAAGAUAAUUCUCCAGCAAGUCAAACCUCUUCUAAUAAUCAGAGAGUGCUUCAUACUGGUCCAUUGCAGCCUCCUGUAAGUCAUAAUAAAAUUAGGGGUCCAGCUACUCAGCAACAGGUGCCUUCCACUCCACAACAGGCUCCUCAGUCUCCAUCUCAGCAGCAGCUACAAUUCCAUGGAGGUCAACAGCAGGCUCCAAUCAGGCAGUUACCAAAGUUGCAUCCCAGUGGACCUCCAACAGGACAGAUAUUGUCAGGUCUACAGAGUCCUAACUUCCAACAAAGUCCUCCUCAGACACCUCCUAAUGUAACUUUACCACCCCAUUCAGUGGCUUUUUCAAAAGCUCCAACAUUACAGGACAAUCCCUCUUUUUUGCACCCGAAUCCAAAUACUCCAGCUCAACAAAAUAGAUUUGGAGGUCCACCUCCUCCUGGACCCAACUCUGGAAUAUUUUCUCAAGGACAGCCUGCUAUGCCUCCUGGUUCACAAGCUCCCCGUUUUGGACCCCCAAAUUCUUUUGGUGCACCUCUUCCUCCACAGUCUCAAAGGCCUCCUGUACCUGGAACAUAUGGACCUCCAAAUCCUCCACCUCCCCAAGGACCAGGGAAUUUUCCACAAUCAUCUACUUCCUCACCUUCUCAGUUCAGUGGCUAUAACCAACAACCUUCCCAUCAAAAUGCAGGAAACUUUCCACAGAAUCAACCUCCUGCUCAAAAUUAUGGAGGACCUCCUGCCCCUCCACAAGUAGCACCCUUUGGUCAGCCCCAUGCACAGCCACCUCAAAUGAACUCUGGACCAUUUGGCAAUGUGCCUAAUUCAAAAGUUCCUAAUAGACCCCCUGCUACACCAAAUUCAUUUGGGGGACCACCUCCUCCACUACAGAUGGCAAAUUUUGGAGGUUCCACCCAGUCUUCACAUCAUGUUCCACCUUCUGCACCUGGAAGCUUUCCAGGACAACCCCAGAUAUUGCCUCCCCAGUCAUCAGCUACAUUUGGAAUGCCAUCAGGUGGACCUACUCCCCAAAUGACUCAUGCAGGGAGCAUAUAUGGAAUGCCUCCUCAACAACCUGGUUCACUUUUGCCUUCUCCUAUUAAGCCCGGAGAAGAAAGAAAUGUGUUUGGAAAAUAUGGUCAAGUUGUUCUGAAGGAGAAGACUGCGAUCAAGCAGGAAAAUUCCUCAUUGGACUAUGAUCCAUCAAUGCCCACAGAAGGUGACUCACCAGUUAAACUUGCCUUUGAUGAUGACAUCAAGCUAGAAAGAGACCAGAAAUCCUUGUUAGUAGUAAAUCAAUACCUUUUAAGAAUUAGAUCAAUUGAGUAGUGUUGAAAUCCCCCUCCACAAUAUGUUAGGUAUCACAAUACUUGGGUCACAAU
This is a messenger RNA of Saccostrea cuccullata (small rock oyster), 1610 nucleotides long. RefSeq lists its product as uncharacterized. The coding region runs from base 1 to 1557 and encodes 518 amino acids. Lineage: Eukaryota; Metazoa; Mollusca; Bivalvia; Ostreida; Ostreidae. The record is from RefSeq and is a predicted model, not a curated record. The transcript has 3 exons.